Messenger RNA from Trichoderma aggressivum f. europaeum, 1185 nucleotides. RefSeq lists its product as uncharacterized. The transcript has 3 exons. Gene Ontology annotation, cellular component: cytosol. Gene Ontology annotation, molecular function: purine nucleosidase activity. The record is from RefSeq and is a predicted model, not a curated record. Bases 1 to 1185 code for a protein of 394 amino acids. Lineage: Eukaryota; Fungi; Ascomycota; Sordariomycetes; Hypocreales; Hypocreaceae. Gene Ontology annotation, biological process: purine nucleoside catabolic process.
AUGAGGCGCGCUCGGUGGCCGAACUUUGUCGGAAACGCACAAGCUAACUGGGAUAUUCUUCGCACAAGGACGCCUUUGCCAUUCUGCUGGCGGCUCACCACCCCAGAAUCAACCUGCUGGGCAUCUCGACCGUCUUUGGAAAUGCUUCCCUCGACCGAGGCACUCCCAGCUGACGUUGAAAUCUCUACCAGACACACGACGCACAAUGCCGCUUCCAUUCUGACGGCCUUUGGCAAGCACAAUGAUAUCCCUCUAUACGUCGGCCUCAACAAGGCCCUCGAGCGCCCUGCUCUCCACGCGCCAACCGACAUUCACGGCGAAAGUGGUCUCGACGGCACCGAGCUGCUCCCCGUUCCGAAAUGCUCCCCGAAGCCCGAGCCGGCCAUCGACGCCAUGGCCGCCGCUCUCAAGGCCCAGCCGGCCGGCACGGCCUGGAUCGUGGCCACCGGCACAGUCACCAACGUCGGCGCCCUGUUCCGCAAGUAUCCGGAGCUCGUCGCGCACAUCAAGGGCCUGAGCAUCAUGGGCGGAUCCAUCGGGGGAGGCUUCUCCGACGCACCACUGGGCAAGGUCGACGGCAAGGAGCGCAUCGGCAACACGACCCCCUACGCCGAGUUCAACAUCUUCGUCGAUCCGGAGGCGGCGGCCGAGAUGUUCCACAACAAGGAGAUUGCCAAGAAGAUGUUCAUGGUGCCGUUGGACCUGAGCCACCAGGUCUUGGCGACGGAGAAGGUCAGAGAUUUGCUGCUGUACGGCAAGGACGGCGAGAAGACUGGGACUGGCAAGACGACGCUGCGGACAAUGCUCGUUGAGCUGCUCUACUUCUUCGCCAAGACAUAUGCCGAUGUCUUUGGCAUCACCGCCGGCCCGCCCCUCCACGAUCCUCUCGCCAUGCUCGCCGUUCUGCUCGGCACCCCCGACGAGAUUGCCGUUUACGACUGGGACGAGAAGAAGAGCCAGGGGCCUAAACACAACGAGCGCUUUGACGUUACUGUCAUCACCGAGGGUACGAUCGAGGAGGCCAAGCGCGGAGAGAAGCAGACCGGCAGGACGGUCGCCAAGGAGGCGCCUGCAGGAGAGGGCGGCGUGAUUAUACCCAGAGGAGUGGACGUGGAUCGGUUCUGGCAGGUGAUUGAGGAGUGCAUCGAGAGGGCGGACGAGACAAACCGUAACCUGAGCAACUAA